CUCUCUCUCUUCCCCGCAAAUCUGGAAUGCCUGUCCGAACAAGUAUCAUCAGUCACCUCUAUCUCUCUCUAUGUGAAGCAAGCUGAAACCUUUCUUCAUCGCCAUGAACUCGAGAGCCUUCCUCUGCUCCUUCUCGCCGCACCCUGAUUCCCUCCUCAAGCAAAGGACUUCACUCGGUCCGCCGCCGCCGCCGCCACCGCCGAGGAAAGGCUUCGCGUCAGCGACUCGGUUCCAGUGCCGGGUCCGAUUGAUCUCGGGGGGGCGAUGCUGCACGUUCCGGGUCUCGGCCCGAAACCCUGGCUUGAAGUCGGAGCAGUACGAAAUCUCGGAGGUGCAAGAGUCGGCGAAGUUCAAGAACGGCCAAGACGAGGAGGACGGGGGUAUCGUUCCUUGGUGGGAAGAGUUCCCCAAGAGAUGGGUCAUCGUGAUCCUCUGUUUCUCGGCCUUCUUGCUCUGCAACAUGGACCGAGUAAACAUGAGUAUUGCUAUACUUCCCAUGUCUGCAGAAAACAACUGGAACCCAACCACUGUUGGUUUGAUACAGUCUUCCUUUUUCUGGGGCUAUCUCCUCACCCAGAUUGCCGGCGGCAUUUGGGCCGACACUGUGGGUGGGAAACUUGUCUUGGGAUUUGGGGUAGUUUGGUGGUCCAUCGCAACAGCUCUCACUCCAGUCGCUGCUAAACUUGGGCUUCCUUUCCUGCUUGUCGUCCGUGCCUUUAUGGGAAUUGGCGAAGGUGUCGCUAUGCCUGCAAUGAAUAAUAUCUUGUCGAAGUGGGUUCCCGUAUCAGAGAGAAGUAGAUCACUGGCACUGGUCUACAGUGGCAUGUAUCUAGGAUCAGUCACUGGCUUCGCCUUUUCGCCUUUUUUGAUACAUCAGUUUGGCUGGCCAUCAGUCUUCUAUUCUUUCGGUUCUCUGGGAACAUUAUGGUUCGCAACCUGGCUAAAUAAGGCAUACAGUUCACCUCUCGAUGAUCCUCAGCUGCGGCCUGAAGAGAAAAAGCUGAUUUUAACCAACAGCAUUCCAAGAGAACCUGUGACUACGAUACCAUGGGGUUUAAUACUGUCGAAACCACCUGUAUGGGCCCUCAUAGUGUGUCAUUUCUGUCACAACUGGGGGACAUUUAUUCUUCUCACGUGGAUGCCGACAUACUAUAAUCAGGUGCUAAAGUUCAAUCUCACAGAAUCGGGGCUUUUAUGUGUAUUACCUUGGCUUACAAUGGCGUUUUCUGCUAAUCUUGGAGGUUGGAUUGCGGACACUCUUGUCAGCAAUGGCUUAUCUGUGACUACAGUUCGCAAGAUCAUGCAGUCAAUUGGAUUUCUUGGACCUGCUUUUUUUCUUACCCAGUUGAGCCAUGUUGACUCUCCUGCAAUGGCUGUUUUAUGCAUGGCCUGCAGUCAGGGAACUGAUGCAUUCUCGCAAUCUGGUCUGUACUCGAAUCAUCAGGACAUUGCUCCCCGCUACUCCGGAGUACUGCUUGGUUUAUCCAAUACUGCUGGCGUGUUGGCCGGUGUUUUCGGGACAGCUGCGACGGGCUACAUCUUGCAACAUGGGAGUUGGGACGAUGUUUUCAAGGUCUCAGUUGGGCUUUACUUAACCGGAACCGUCGUGUGGAAUCUUUUCUCAUCAGGCGAGAAGAUUUUGGACUGAUCGGUCGGCUAUUCGAUCAUCGACUGGCGACGCACCAAUCAUCCUGCAUCUGAUCAGUAAAGAGAGACUUGGAUAAGGAGCAAGAGAAACCGAUGAGACCGGAAAAGGCGGGACGGUAGCGUGGUGGUUGAUGCAAUGUCUUUGCUGAAGCCUGAAGAACUUGGUAAAAGCAUUUGAGAGACCAAAACGAUGGAGCCUGGGACCAGAACUUCGCUAAAAAUUGCUGGCUUACGUGCCUUGUCCUAUCGUUCAUUUGACUUUGCCAUGGCAUUACACGAGCGUAGGAGGAAGAAUAACAUGAGAUUGUCCCGAUACAAACUUCAUGAAUUUAACGUUGUAUAUACGAACAUCAAUUUUUGUAUGUCAGUAAAUUUAACGUUGUAUACAAA
This is a messenger RNA of Rhodamnia argentea, 2037 nucleotides long. Its product is annotated as probable anion transporter 1, chloroplastic. The transcript has 10 exons. Gene Ontology annotation, biological process: transmembrane transport. The record is from RefSeq and is a predicted model, not a curated record. Gene Ontology annotation, molecular function: transmembrane transporter activity. The coding region runs from base 104 to 1648 and encodes 514 amino acids. Lineage: Eukaryota; Viridiplantae; Streptophyta; Magnoliopsida; Myrtales; Myrtaceae.